Messenger RNA from Penicillium longicatenatum, 1098 nucleotides. RefSeq lists its product as uncharacterized. The coding region runs from base 1 to 1098 and encodes 365 amino acids. The transcript has 3 exons. NCBI's taxonomy places the organism in Eukaryota, Fungi, Ascomycota, Eurotiomycetes, Eurotiales, Aspergillaceae. The record is from RefSeq and is a predicted model, not a curated record.
AUGAUGUUGAAAGCCCGACGCGAGUACACCAAUGCGCUUUCAGAGACCAACCGGGCAUUGGCUAGUAUCGCCAUGUCCAAGCGAGAUGACACCUUGGCGGCAGUCGUCUUACUGGGCAUGUUUGAAGUUAUUACUUGCUCUGACGGCUCCUUCAUUGACCGUUGGAUGAAGCAUAUGGAAGGCGCCACAAAAUUGAUAGAAUUUCGAGGUGUGGACCAAUUGGUCCGCCGGGAAGGGCUAGACUUGUUCACCCAAUUGCGCGCACAAAUACAUAUUGGCAAGAUCUACCAGGAAAGAUACAGUUCGCCGCUUCUGUUUCAGCUCUCAGAGAAUGCGAUGAGAUACCGAAACUCAAACGACCACAUUGUUGACCAACUGGGCCUCGAAGUCAUUCGCUUGAGUAAUUUCUGCGCUUCGAUGAAGGAUGGAAGCGUUACGGACCCUGGCGAGAUCAUUCGUACUGCCUUGACCAUCGAUGCAAAUCUCACAUCACUUUUCAUCAGCGUGCCUCUCGCAUGGAGCUACAGAACCGUCAAAGUUCCACUGUUCAAUGGGGAAGCCAUCACCAAAGCCGUCUGGGGAGAUAAUUACCAUAUAUAUGAAAGCCUUGCAUCAAGUAGCAUGUGGAAUAAUUACCGAUCAGCAAGGAUUCUGGUGCACGAACUGAUCAUCGAUGCUGUGAAGACACUUGAAGCAUCUACCUUGGAAGAUACUGACCGUCGCCGACAGCGUGCAUUGGAUAGUCAAAGCCGACUUGUUGCACAUCAGCUGGUAGAAGAUAUAUGCGCCAGUGUUCCUUUUAAUCUUGGUGCAGGGAUAGAAGCCAAUGAAGAAAGCGACGUUGAGGAUUCCGCCCCACUCAAAGUGACAGGGGCGGGCGGAUUCAGCCUGAUGUGGCCGCUGUUGAUUGCUGGGAACUCUGGCCUUGCCUGUCAGGACCUUCGCCAGUGGAUUAUCAACUGCUUAGAGAAGAUUGGCCAUUCUAUGGGCAUCAAUCAAGCUUUGGCAAUGGCACAUCUCUUGCGGCGAGGAAUGCGUUCCCGAGCAUGGUUGUCGCAAGAGGGUACACCAAGCAGUGAUGACCAUAUAGAAAUUUGA